AUGUGCUCUACAAAAAUGCUCCAGAACCGACCAAGACGUUGUCAAAUCUGUUCCCCUCAUCCUAGCAGUCUUUUACUUGACUUGACUCCAGAUGACGUUGAAGAUCCGACUCCAGGGAUUCGCAUAACACAUCUUCUAGUUAUGGAGAAACCAUCUGGAAGAGGAUUGCACUGGAGAAAUGAGUCCGAACAGCAAACGAUAGAAAAUCUAAUUCUAAUCUUUGACAACCCAAAUGUGAUAGUUCGAGAGAUGAUCUUUACAGUAGAUGGGAAUCCAGCAAAAUUCUUCGAGAACCUUCUGAAACGUAUCGGACACCGGAAGUUACACGUGGAGAAGCUAUUCUGGUCUUGUGUCGAGUUGGCUAUCAACCCGAAGCAAUUAGAAAACUGCUUGAAAUUUUUCAAUUUGUUCGAUUCGACAACUUUAAAGAAGCUGGAACUCAACUUUUCACAUAAGGGGUUGAUUGCGGAAUUAAUGAAAACGACUCAAUUUCAAGGAUUGGAAGAGGAGAUUUUUAUAAGAUCAGAGAUUGAGAAAGAAAUGUUGGAAAAUGUGUUUCAUUCGGAGAAAGUGAAAAUUCAACUGGAAGAAGUUAUUGCGGAGGACCUCAAAAGGGCUAUAGAGGUAUUCCAAACCAAGAAGCCGGGAUCCUAUUUCAAACUAUCUACCACUGAGAUCCAGGUGGAUUUGGAUAAGAUUCUAGCGAUUUUCGAAUCGAUGCCAGACAAUUCUCCAGUUCCAACAAAUUGA
Caenorhabditis briggsae is the source of this 750-nucleotide messenger RNA. The record is from RefSeq and is a predicted model, not a curated record. Lineage: Eukaryota; Metazoa; Nematoda; Chromadorea; Rhabditida; Rhabditidae. The coding region runs from base 1 to 750 and encodes 249 amino acids. The transcript is spliced from 2 exons.